Messenger RNA from Sardina pilchardus (European sardine), 1879 nucleotides. RefSeq names its product EGF-like-domain, multiple 7 (gene egfl7). The transcript is spliced from 10 exons. Gene Ontology annotation, biological process: anatomical structure development. Gene Ontology annotation, cellular component: cell surface; extracellular region. The record is from RefSeq and is a predicted model, not a curated record. Bases 388 to 1308 code for a protein of 306 amino acids. Lineage: Eukaryota; Metazoa; Chordata; Actinopteri; Clupeiformes; Clupeidae. Gene Ontology annotation, molecular function: signaling receptor binding; calcium ion binding.
UCCCGGGCCCAAUGCGGCCCAUGUUCACGCACCUCAGCAUUAGUCUUUUAAACUAAAAUAAAUUACUACGUGGCCCAGGUGUUUAACACAAAGUGACCAUGGCUGACUUCGGCAAACAGCGGCAGGUUCCAGCAGAUCAUGACCGCAGUUGCGCACAAGAUGAAUUGAGUGGCACCUGAUUUUAAGAUGAAGUGGGGACAGCUGUGAGAGCAGACGCUAUCCCGCUCUCAUCCGACAACUGCUUGGACAUACGGCUCACACACGCUCCCGUAGCUGGAGUUGGUGUAAGCUAUACGGACUGCAUGUGAGAGGCUCUGCAGUCAGCCUGUUGCCCCGUUCCCAAAGCUGACUGACGCAGGAGAAGAAGCAACAAGACACGGCUGAGACAUGAACGCUGCAUUGCUUCUCUCCUCCUGUCUCCUACUCCUGCAUGUGACGUGCACCGUUGCUUAUUACAAUCAUCACCAUGGGAGGAGGGUUUGUGGAGGCGAUGUAAGCAGGAGUGUAUCAUACAGUACAGAGUCGUAUGUGCAGCCAGUUUACAAACCUUACCUCACCAUGUGCCAAGGACAGAGUCUCUGCAGUUCAUACAAAACUAUGUAUAGGUUGUCAUACAGGCAGGUGACCAGGGCAGACCCAUCCCUCUAUUUCCCAGAAUGCUGUCCGGGGUGGCAAAGAUUUCACUCACACAAUUGUAAUCAAGCGGUGUGUGCGCAGUCAUGUUUGAACGGAGGAACCUGCCACAGACCUAACCAGUGCUCCUGUCCUGUGGGGUGGAAAGGGAGACACUGCCAAUCAGAUAUAGACGAGUGUGCUGAGGGCCGCAUGUGUUCGCAGCAGUGUGUGAACACGGCUGGCAGCUACAGGUGUGCCUGUGCGGAGGGUUUCGCGCUGGAGGUAGACGGACGCACCUGCAAACGGCUCCCCCCUCCGCCCACCUUGCCCACACCACCACGUCCGGCCACCCCCCCACGCAGCCAGCCCCGAGGGGACACACCUGACCCUGGACACUUCCCCACCCACACAGGAGUAGAUUUAGGGUUGGUGGAGAAUGUUACAGAAGAAGUUCAGAUUCUGAGGAGCAGAGUACAGCUACUGGAGCAGAAGCUGGAGAUGGUGCUGGCGCCGUUCACCACUCUCUUCCCAUUGGCUGGUGAGGAGGGGGGCGUGGCCGGCGGCCUGGGUGUGGUGGGCAGCACCAGCUUCCUGUCUCACUCCCUGCAGCAGCUGGACCGCAUCGAGUCCCUGAGCGAACAGGUCGGCUUCCUGGAGGAACGACUUGGAGCCUGUUCCUGUCAAGAGACUUAAAAGCGGCAAGGGCAGAGUUGCGAAGGUGGUCUAUCCAUGGCAAUUCUGUGUCAAAUUAAACAUCUCUGUGCCUUAAAAUCCUCAACUUAUCUCCUCCACGACCUACAACUGGCCCUUAGAUCUGUCUACAAUGUCCAUCGCCAGAGACCAUGUGCAUCAGAAUCUACUCCAUCACUCGACAUAUUGCUUCCCAAUGUCACCACCGCCAUCACACCGCUCCCCAGUUACACGCCACCACCAGGCUCACCAGACUCAACAUCCCUGGUUUACAUGACACUGUCCAAUUUCUUUUGUAAUUUUUUUUUUUUUAACGUAGACUAUUCUCCUUAAAAACGUUUGUUUCGGAUUCUGUAUGCAUUUGUGUUUUGUCUAUUUGACUUCGUUUUGGUGCAGCUGAGUCCUGUGUGUAUUUAAGUUUUCAGUUUGUUGUCGAUUUUGUUUGUUUGUUUAAAUUAUAGCUCCACCUGCCUCCCUAGUGUUCAAGUUCCUUUCCAUGUCUGAAUGUUGGAAAUCUUGGUCCUUAAUAAAAAAAACAUUUUGUAACUUUUUAAAUAAAUUUACAAUGACUGUC